CGCUCCGGGCGGCGCCCGAGCGCUCCGGUCCCGCCGCGGCGGGCGGGGUCGAGCCCUACGGCGGCGAUGAUGCUCCUGGCGGAGCGGGACACGGACCGGGACAGGGACUGGUGAUGGCGCAUCCCUGUUCCACCUCUGCAAGUGGCUGCAGCAGCUGGACCUGGAGCACCACAGCGACCGCCUGGAGCUAUUCUCCUUCCCAAGGGACCUCAUCACGCCGGACUUGCUGCCUCAGCUCCACCUCCACCGGCUGCUCGAUGACGGGAUCUGGGCUGCGCGCAGGGAGGGCACCUGAGGGGAGAGCAGCGGCUACUUCAUGGAGAUGGAGGUUGUCAUGCAGGGGUUAAGCCAGGUUUUCAGUGGUGGGUUCCCUCUGGAGAGAUGCAUCACCACCUUGGCCCACUUGAUCACUGUGCUGUUCAGGAACUCCCCAAAGCUUGCCCCUUGCACUCUCUGGUGUGCCAGGGUAACACAUCCCAGAGCUCCAGCCAGGCUUCCUCUACUGUGACAGCAGCUCAGCAGCAGCUCUUGUCAGCCUCUUUUGCAGCUGCCAGGAGUCCUGUGAUUGUUCUCCAGAGUCUACUAGCACUUCCCCAGCUCCUUGAGGCUCUUCAGUGUCAGCCUGAAACCUCCCAGUCUCUCCUCCAGGGUGAACCCAUGACCCCUCACUCCCUGUUAUAUCCCUCGUCUCCUACAGUAAAACUGGGGGCCACAGAGACCCCAGAGGAUGACAGCAGGGAGGAGGUUAACUGAAGGACUGAAGAAGGCAUCAAACAGUCUCUGAGUGACAUUUGCACAGAUCCUUCUGCCAGGCUGUGCCUGAGUGAGCUGGCCACGGUUCAGAAGUCCACGCAGCUCAUUGGCACCAGGAAGGACGCGCCAUUGCUCAGCAUACAGAUCCUGGAGGAUGCCCACAGGGUGGACCUGAAAGGCCUGAGCAGCUGCACUUGCCACUUCAGCCAGGCCUUCCAGCUGCCCUGCCAGCACAUCUUGGCUGUGCUGCAUUCAAACAGGAAGCCCUCGCAGCAAGAGAUGCUCAGUAGACUGUGGGAGAGGGGAUGUGAUGCCCAUCAGGUCGGGUGAGACAGUGCUGAUGACCUCCUGGAGGUCCUGAAGAGCUCCUGGAACAAAUCUUUGGAUAAAUCCCAGGUGGUGUCCCUCCUUAUGGUGGAGAUCAGAGGUGAAGCUCUAGCACCGAGCGGGAGCUGAGCUGGGUGCUCCCCUCAUGUCCUGGCUUUCACCUUCAUUCCCCUCAGGCUGCCACUUCCUUGGCAUGGAAGGGGCAGUUUGGGUCCUUGAUCUGCUGAGUGGGCAUCACCUCUUUCACAGGGCAGUAGAGGGACUGGAUUGGGAGCUCCUGAUCCCGUGGGAAGGGUGACAGCUGCUGACCUGGCUAACAGCUGUGGCCAGGAGCCAGCUGUGGGUGGUGUGGCGUGGGAGGUACUGGUAUAAUAGAACCAUAGAAUAUGCUGAGUUGGAAGGGACUCAUCAGGAUCGUUGAGUCCAACUCCUGGUCCUGCGCAGAACACCCCAAGAGUCACACCGUGUGUCUGAGAGCGUUGUCCAAAUGCUUCCUGAACUCAGGCUUGGUACUGUGACCACUUCCCUAGGGAGCCUGUUCCAGUGCUCAACAACCCUCUGGGUGAAAAGCCUUUUGCCGAUAUCCAACCUCAACCUCCCCUGACUCAGCUCCAUGUUGUUUUCCUUGAGCCCUGUCACUGGUCACGAGAGUGAAGAGAUCGGUACUUGCCUCUCUGCUUCCCCUCGUGAGGAUAUUGAGGACCACAGUGAGGUCUCCCCUUAACCUCCAUUUCUCCAGGUUGAACAAACCAAGUUCCCUCAGCCACUCCUCAUAAGGCUUCCCCCUCCAGACCCUUUGCCAUCCUCAUGGCCCUCCUUUGGAUGCUCUCUAGUAGCUUAGUCUCUUUUUUAUAUUGUGGUGCCCAAAACUGCACACAGGACUCAAGGUGAGGCUGCACCAGUGCAGAUUAGAGCAGGACAAGCAGAGCAGGACAGUCACCUCCUUUGAGUGGCUGCCAGUGCUUUGCCUUAUGCACCCCAGGACAGAAUUGGCCCUCCUGUCUGCCAGGGCACUGUUGACUCAUAUUCAACUUGCCAUCGAGCAGGACCCCCAGGUCCCUUCCCAGAGCGCUGUUCUCCAGCCUCUUGUUUCCCACUCUAUACACACAGCCAGGGUUGCCCCAUCUCAGGUGCAGAAUCUGGCGCUUGCCCUUGUUAAACUUCAUUUAGCUGGUGAUUGCCCAUCUCUGAUUUGUCGAGGUCUCUCUGCAGGGCCUCCCUGCCCUGGAAGGAGUAAACAGCUCCUCCCAAUUUGGUGUCAUCGGCAAAUUUACUUAGUAUUCCUUCCAGUCCCAUGUCCAAGGCAUUAAUGGAGAUGUUGAAGAGAACUGGGCCAAGGAUGGAACCCUGCAGAACUAGUGACCAGAUAGCAAUCUGAUGUCAAUCACUACAACCGUUUGUGCCUGACCUGUGAACAAGUUGCUCACCCAUCCCAUAAUACGGUUAUCCAGCUGUGGGCUGGACAUUUUGUCCAGAAGUAUCCUGUGAGAGACAGUAUCAAAAGCUUUGCUGAAGUCCAAAAAGACUAUAUCUACUGGCUUUCCUAGGUGAACUAGGUGAGUUACCCUGUUGUUGAAGGGAAUCAGGUUCAACAAGCAGGACUUCCCCCUCCGAAGCCAUGCUGGCUGUAGCCAAUGUCAACAACAAUGUCAAAAACACCAGGUGUUUUUUAGGACCUCCCAAAAUAAUCUUUUCUAUGAUUUUACCAGGUACUGAAGUGAGCCUGACAGGCCUGUAGCUUCUGGGGUCCUCCUUUUUGCCCUUCUUAAAAAUCGGGAUAACGUUCGCCAGCUUCCAGUCAGCUGAGACCUCUCCAGAUUUCCAGGACUGCUCAGAAACCAUCGAGAGAGGCUUUGCAAUGACAUCAGCUAGUUCUUUGAGGAUUCUCAGAUGAAUCCCAUCUGGCCCCAUAACAACAUGUGACAAAAUUAUUUCAUCUGUGGCCAGCGCCCACAGGUCCUUGCACCAUCCAGCUGCGGGGUGUUGUGCAACAGAGCCAAUAAAUCAGCCUUGUGCUGCUUGGGAGCUGCCUCUGUCCCUGCACCAGCUGCAGAUGCCCCUCCCUGCCCAGAGGAUGGAGUGCUGGGGGUCGGGCAGGGUUUUGGGCAGUGCUGCUUGGUGGUCCUGUGCCACCAGAGUGCCCCAGGUGGUGGGAGGUGGCAGCUCCUGAGGGUGACAGCCCCACUGCGCUGCAGCCCCACUUCACAGAAGGGGAGUGGUUUAUCUGUUUUCAGCAGCUGCUCUCAAUUCCUCAAGAAAGAGGAACCCACCCUCGUGUGCAGGGGUCACUAUCGGGCAGAUUACGCCGGGGGGAGGUGGGGGAGCAAAGGCU
This is a messenger RNA of Myiozetetes cayanensis, 3412 nucleotides long. RefSeq names its product zinc finger SWIM domain-containing protein 1-like. Gene Ontology annotation, molecular function: zinc ion binding. The transcript has a single exon. The record is from RefSeq and is a predicted model, not a curated record. Lineage: Eukaryota; Metazoa; Chordata; Aves; Passeriformes; Tyrannidae.